AUGUGUUCUCGUGGAUCUUACAAUGAAUAUUAUCUUCGUUUUAUUCGUAAUUUAUCUCAAUCAAUUCCAAAACGAAAAAUGUUUAAAAAUUUGCGAUUGAUAUAUCUUAUAAUAGGACUAAUUGUUUCAUUUAAUAUACUUUUUAUGGCGAGCAUUUUUCCAUUUUCUUCAUCAUGUAAAUUACAAGAGUCAAUUAUUAGUUCAAAAUCAGAAGAUUUUAAUCAUGAUGCUAUCAGUACCAUUGAACGAUCUAAAAGAGCACUUGAAAAGCUGAAAGUGUUAUUAACUAGCGAUAUGUCUCCUGAUGGUCAACCAUGGAUCUGGAUACCUACAAAAGAAUAUCCGUCUGUACCUUAUCAACCGACUUUUCUUUUAAAUCAAACUAUUCCAAAACCAUUAUAUAACAUAACAGAUUUACCUAGAUCUGUUGCACAUGAAAUUAAUCGUGUUUGUCAACGAUUAAAACGAGCUGAUCAAGUCGGUGGAGCAAUAUGGUGUAAAUUAUUUAAAAAAACUUACUCAGAUACACUUGUAACAACGACAACAAUACUCGAUGAUAAAUCAACAUAUAUAAUUACCGGUGAUAUUGAUCUUAUGUGGUUACGUGACAGUAGUGCCCAAGUUCAUCAAUAUUUAACAUUAUGGCAAGACUUCGAAAUUCAGCGUAUAAUUGAAGGUCUGAUUUGUCGACAAAUUCAAUUUAUUUUUACUAAUCCAUAUGCAAGUGCAUUUCGUUUAACUCUUCGUCCCAACCCUCCGUCUGAUGAUUCUCUUGAACCAGUACACGUUCAGAAAGGUCGUAAUCUUCAUGUUGCUAUGCAUAACUAUGAAUUAGAUAGUUUAUGUUAUCAUGUACGUUUGAGUUAUUUUUGGUGGAAAAAAAGUCAACGAACAAAUAUAUUUAAUCAUCAAUGGUUAAAAGCUAUUUCAAUUAUAAUUCAAAUUAUGACUGUUGAACAACAUCAUUCAGAAAUUUCUCUUUAUCGUUAUACAGAAUUAGAUAAUAAUCAUCAAGGUUCUAAGGUCGCUUACACAGGAAUGACUUGGAGCGCUUUUCGACCAAGUGAUGAUGCAACAAAAUAUGGCUAUCUUAUACCCAGUAAUAUGAUGGCAUGUGUUGUUUUAGAACAAUUAAUGGAAAUGAUUAAAAAAUUAUUUCCUGAACAAAUUUCACUUUUAAACCAAAUUGUUCAAUUGCAUGUCGAUAUUCUUUCUGGUAUAAAUACAUAUGGAACAGUUAAUCAUGAAAAAUAUGGAAAAAUUUAUGCAUUUGAAACUGAUGGUUUUUCUCAGCAUUUACUUAUUGAUGAUGCUAAUAUACCAUCACUUCUGUCAGCAACUUAUUUAGGUUUUAAAACACCUUAUGAUCCAUCAAAUCUACUAAUGCAAUCAACACGUCAAUUUAUUUUAUCCAAAGGCAAUCCUUAUUUUUUUCAAGGUAAAAAUGUGUCGGGUAUAGGAAGUCAACAUACAGCAGCAAAUUAUGUUUGGCCAAUGGCUAUUAUCAUGGAAGGAUUAACAACAAUUAUUAAUAAUAAUACAAUUAAAGAUUUAGAUUAUAUAUGGCAAAGACUAGAAGUCAGUCAUGCUUAUACAUUUUCUAUGCACGAAAGUUUUAAUGUUAAUAAUCCAUUCGAAUUUACUCGCGGAUGGUUUGCUUGGGUCAAUUCUCUUUUUGCUGAACUAGUUCUAACUCAUCUAGAACAUUUAGAAGAUUGGUUAUGUUUUCGACGAUCAAUUUAA
This is a messenger RNA of Rotaria socialis, 1743 nucleotides long. NCBI's taxonomy places the organism in Eukaryota, Metazoa, Rotifera, Eurotatoria, Philodinida, Philodinidae. The record is from the annotation of a GenBank genome assembly.